This is a messenger RNA of Plasmodium knowlesi strain H, 4335 nucleotides long. RefSeq names its product conserved Plasmodium protein, unknown function. The coding region runs from base 1 to 4335 and encodes 1444 amino acids. The record is from RefSeq and is a predicted model, not a curated record. NCBI's taxonomy places the organism in Eukaryota, Apicomplexa, Aconoidasida, Haemosporida, Plasmodiidae. The transcript has a single exon.
AUGAAGUUCCUGCGCUCUCUGAGGCUCCACGCCGGGUGCCCCCUCCAGAUUCAAAGGUCCAGGGGAACAAUAAGCAAAAGGAGCAAUGUCCACCUAGAGAACAAUUAUGUUUACCUCUCAACAUUGCGUGAAUGGGUGGAAAGGGAAGGAAGAGAGGAAGGACUCGAUGAGCCUCACGGGAUAACAACCCUCGUCGGUAGGAAUGGAAAUCAUAUUAUAAAUCACCCCUCGGGGAGCUUCAAAUCGAGGAAGAUGUCUCCCCCCGCUUUUCAUUCACAGCAUGGCAGGUCCACAGAGACAGAAGCAGUGAAGAACAAGAUAGAAUUCCUCAUGCGAAGAAACACGCACGGAACGAUAAAUGACACAGUGUUUAAAAUUCUGUCUGUUAUUAAUGAAAACCCGAAAAACAAAAACGUAUAUAUAAAUAAAAAUAUUUUAAUUGCCUUUCAUACAUUGUUAAUAAAAAAAAAAUACCAUUUGAGCAUUUCCAAGGGAAGUAUAUGUAACGACCUUCAACCAAGCAUCUUCCAUUACAUCCACCACAAUGUCAAUCUGCACUUAAAGCAUUAUCACUUAAGUAACGUUAGUGAGUUGCUUCGCGGCUUGUCUAAAUACAUGCACAAGGUGAACCCCAGUCAAAGUACUAAAGAGUUAGUUCAAAAUAUUUUUUAUUUUCAUUUUAUUUCUCAAUUUAAUUAUUUUUAUUAUUUUCGAAGAAGGGGGAAUCCUGAAUCCUUUGGUGGGGACCAUGAAAGGGGUGCAUUCUUCAGGAAGAGUAGUGGACGAAUCUACGAAAGUCCAGACCUUCCGGGGGGGCACAAAAACAGUGAUGAAUUUUGCAAGAAAGACAUUCAUAAUGAGGCAUAUUGCGAAAUCGCGGAGGGGAGGAACCUUUCUGGCAAAACGGUACUCCAGUUAGGGAGUCCUCGAAAUGAGAAAAUCAGGGAAUACCCACUUAAAGGAUCUAACCGAAGUGGUGAUCCCAAUGGGCGGGAUGAAGUCAUUUUCAAUCACCUCAACAGUUACGUUGUUUUUCUCAGCAACCACCCGAUGUACGCCUCAGAGAAGGUUCUACACAUUAUUUCACUACUCGCGAAUAAGGUUACCCAAGCGAACGUGAGCGCUAAAUUGGCACUAUCCUUCUUGUCCUCGAGCGUGAACAUCUUUGAUAAACAAAAGGGAAACGGACGGAAGCUCCUCCUGCAGAGGAAAGUGAACUACGACAUAUUGUACGCUGUGAUAAGGGAGUGGAACGAACAAGUAGGGGAAAAGCCUUCUGGGGAAGAACAUAAGAGGGAUCCCUCCCCAAGUGCCCAAAUGAAGGAAGGAAAGAAAAACGCGUCUCCACUCUUCGUGCGAAAUCUAUGGGCAUACUCCCAUAUAAUUAAUGUUUUGAAAAUUUUAAAGGUGAAAAAUUUCCUCUCUUCCAAGUUUUCCUUUUCGGAGGAUGCGGAACGGUGUCUAGUGCAGCUCUUCAACAGCGCCACAAGUCUCUUGGGGAGCUUCACUCCUGGUACUCCUUCUCCCUACACGAUGAGGAAAGAAGAAUGUAACUCUCAUUGGAGCACUGUGCCAACACAGAACGAGCUAAAUAGCAUUGCAACGAUCUAUGUCAAUACAGCAGCCCUCCUCAGCGAAGUAAAAAAUUUGUGCACCUUCCAUUCGUCUCUUAUGAUCAUACUGAAAAGCUGUUACAGGAAUGUUCUUACGUACUACCCCCUGUUGCAUGAAAAUAUGAUCAUCAAUCUUGUUAGGGGAAUCCACUACCAGAUGGAAGCAUAUUCGGAUAUGAAUUCUUUUAUGAGUUGUUUCUAUAAGAUGAAGAAAUUAGAGGAGGAAAAAAGCUCCCCCUGUGUGAUGUCCCAGUCAAAUGAAGGAGAAGAACUAGUCAACGCAGUUAAAGAUCUGUUGCACCUUCUUGCGGAGGUAACUAACUGUCUUGUAUUUCCAAUGAAAGAAGAGAAAAAGGUACCCACGAAUAAGCUCAUAAUAGUUCUGGGUUACCUCCAUAAAAUGAACAAAAAUUACUUUCCAUUCAUCGACAACAAUAUGCUGAAAGGGUGCAUUUUAAAACUUCUGCACGAGAUAGCGAAGCAAAUUAAAAAAGAAGAAACAAAUGUAUCGAAUUAUCAGAUAUUAAUAUUGAUCAAUGUAGAAUUGACUCAUCGAGGUGGCUAUUUGAAUAUCCCCCUCUUGCGCGAAUGUCUUAGGCGCCUGGAGGAAGGCUCUUCCAACCUCUUUGAGAGUGAAGCGGAGAUUAUUCUAUUUCUAAACUUUUUGAAGAAGUUUCGUGAGGCGAAGAAGAUUUGUGGUGACUAUAUAGAGAGUGAAGACCCCAGCCAACACGAUGAUACAUUUCUCCUUUUCAACGAUGCCGCUAGUCGGAGCAGUUUAGAUCAGGUCGAUAGGAUGGUUACUCAACUGACAGAUAAAGUUACCCGUGUAAUGUUCUGCCCUAGGGUACCCAACAUGGUAAACCUAGUUAACAUGGCGAACUCGCCUACCUAUUUUAAGCAGACACUCCUCAAACCCCCCCACCAGCAUAUGUACUACCCACUCAGAGUGUACUUCCUGGCGUAUGAAAAUAUCUCUCCAAAUUAUUCAAAUGAGGAACUCAUAAAAAAUGCUUUACUUAACAAGUUAACGGAACUGAUGCAGUUCCAAAAGGCGAAUCUAACGGAGGAAGAUUUCUUUUCCAUUAUAUCUUCCCUUCUGAAGCAUAAAAUUGUGGACCAUAAGGCUUACUUGCAGUAUGAUUCAUUUUUGCGGGAACGUGAGGGGCUCGUCCAAAUGAAAUAUAUCUUCUUGGUGUUGAAGCGUAUUCUGGAGGAAAUACCCGAGGGGAAUUUACUCAGGGCAUCCGAACAGACAUCGGUGUCCCAAGUUAAUGUAGACUCUCCACUGAUAUCCAUCAUAAAAAUAUCAAGCGAUCUCAUCCUGCAUGACAAUCAGUACCGUGAAAAUUUCACCUUUUUCAAAGAGAUUUUGCACGUGUAUCUGGAUAAGUACCAAUACUUUGGAGAGAUCGCCCCUCAAUUUAACCUCUUCCUGUUGACCCAUUUAAACAACUUAGUGCGUACAAUGGAACAGUUAAGUGAAGUUGAGCUCGCCAGACUAGUUUACCACGUGGCUAGCUUUUACUACACAAUAAAUAAGUUUUCACGUGAUGUGUUCGGUGUAUGCGGGACAAAAAGCAACUCGCGUUGCCACAAAAUUGUUGCAAAUGAAUGGGAGGGGAAAAAAGAACAAGUAAAAAUUGGAGAGGACUCCAUUGACUCAUUACACGAACAAUUACCUAAACCUCCUCAUAAUGAUGCGAAGACGGAUGAUCCCUUGCAUCUAAACAUUCAAGGGGGUAUCGCCCUCCAUUCGGGGAAGGGCACAAUUGUCAGCUACAACGAGCAGGACAUAAGCAAGAAACUACUCCAGAUGCUUAAUUGCCUCUUGGAUGUAUUAUACACUAAGAAAUUAAAAUGCCUGGAAAGAAAUGAGCACAUGAGAUUAUCACUCAGUAACAUUAUUCAAGUUUUUGUUUCUUUGAAGAAUGCCAAACUGAGACACAGAGACUUGAUGCGUUUACUGUCCGAAAGGUGCGUCUACAUCAUGUUUUUCCAACCAGGGACCAUAAAACUAGAGCUGCAAAUUCGGUUCUUUAACAGCGUGGUGUUUCUGGACUACCUGAAUGCAGUCGAUGAGGAAUUUAUGCGCUUGGCUAGUUGCCACCCACAUGCGGCCCACAACGCCUCCAUGCAACGGAGACAUAUACUCUAUGCGCACUUCCAUCAACUACCCAGACAAGCUAUAUACACGCCAAACAUUUCGACGUACCUUCUCAACUUCGUCUCCAUCCUGGAUUAUCUACCCUUCGAGCAUCAGAGAAGAGGUAUCCGGAAGGCUGCAUUUUGGAUUUGCGAACUCCUUCAAAUGUCCUUCCCUAAAGAAGUUGCACCAUCCACCAACAUGUCUACACAGACUAGUAUGGACCAUGAGCCCUACUCUCCCCCCUUAACCAAUCUUGACAAGAGAAACGUUUUUUUCCUCCUCAGCCUCCUGCACCUGGGUAAGUACCCCCAUAUCAACAUUUCGGCAUUCCCCCUAAAGUUCUUGCAGCAAUUUUACAGCCAUUUCAUUCUGAGCGAAUUCGCUCACCUGAGUGUGAGUUCAAGAGUGCGGUCCUCCUCGACCCACCAAAGCAUUUACAAAUUUUUGGAGACUUAUUUGCGGAAGGAAUUCCCCCGCUGUGACAUUUACAACGAAGAGGAAGUGUCCCUGUUCAAGGUGGACCUGGUCAUCCUGCCGAGGCGACACAGUCAUGUGUCCAUAUGCGUCUGUUGA